AUGGCCCCAAAAGGCACAAAGCACAAGCAAAAGCUAUUGAAUGCGAAGAAGGAUCGACAACUGCGACAAAAGAUGGAUGACCUGGACGUUGCCGAUGGCGCUGCGCAAGACACCGUGGCUGAUGUCACGAAGCCUGAGACCACCAUCACGACCACCAAGUACCCACUCCUCGAGAAAUGGGAAGAACUGGAAGCGGCAGAAGCUGAAGAGAUCGCUCACAAACACAAACAUACCACUGGGUGGUUGUUGCCUGAGUCCUUGCCAGUUCUGGUUCAUGUCGCAGCUCCCAAUGCCGGCCGCUUCACACGGGAGGUGCAAUCCGACAUUGAGCUCAUGAAUUCCAUUGAAGCUGUGAAGGACCUCGUGAAGGACAGCCUCAUUUUUGAACUGAAGCGGACCAAUAUCGACGUCACCAAGACCCGGUUCGCUGGAUUGAUGGUGUACGGGCCGACCACCGAGUUUAAACCUGAAACCAUCAAGGGGUUCACGCGUGGUCUCUUCUUGCAAGAGGCCGCUUACAAAAAGUGGUGGCUCAGUGUAAGCAUGUCGCAGCGCAUACCCGGGGACAUGGUUAAGAUCGCGGUGGUCUUGUGGCAUCAAGACGAGGCUUCUGCAAAACAAGUCACCUUGCCAAACUUCUGGACUGAUGAGACCGCACGAGUCCUUGGAAAUCAUCUGGAGAAACUUGAGAUGCCCGCCUGGGAUCUCGAAAUUGAGAAAGGUUGUCGCGCCUAUUCGAAAAUGCAGGAACAAGUGUUGGAGGAAAGAGUCAAGAGAAUAGAGGCUGAAACCAAAGCAAGCAAAGAAGCUGAUUUGAAGAAGGAGUUGCAGAAGCAGAACGAAGAGCUGACAAUUCAGUUGGGCAAGCUGGAGCGGAGGGUCAAAUCACUGGUCAAUGCCAUCGAAGCGAACGAUAUGGAGAAAGCUGCUCGCCUUGUGGCCCAGUCGCAGAAAAGCAGCAAGAGAAAGGGCAAGGGCAAGGCUAACGACGAGGGAUUGAUCGACGAGGGUGAAGCCGCUGGUGACGAAGAAGAAGAGGGAGUUGAAGACCAAGACGUGGAGAUGGCGGAUGGCGGCGAUGACCCCAACGACAGCGAUUACGUUGAGGAGUGA
This is a messenger RNA of Fonsecaea multimorphosa CBS 102226, 1113 nucleotides long. RefSeq lists its product as uncharacterized. The transcript is spliced from 2 exons. The record is from RefSeq and is a predicted model, not a curated record. Bases 1 to 1113 code for a protein of 370 amino acids. Lineage: Eukaryota; Fungi; Ascomycota; Eurotiomycetes; Chaetothyriales; Herpotrichiellaceae.